Molecule: messenger RNA, 3020 nt
Organism: Dermatophagoides farinae (American house dust mite)
Lineage: Eukaryota; Metazoa; Arthropoda; Arachnida; Sarcoptiformes; Pyroglyphidae
Product: importin subunit alpha-7
Biological process (GO): protein import into nucleus
Cellular component (GO): cytoplasm
Molecular function (GO): protein binding; nuclear import signal receptor activity
Source: RefSeq, a predicted model, not a curated record
UUCAGUCAUAUCAUCAUUUAAAAUUUCAAAUACAAAGCAACAAAUCAAUUGUUCAUCAUCAUCAUCAUCAGCAGCAAAAUAAAUCCGAAUCCGAAUUUCUUUUAUUAUUCUUCAAAAUGAAAAAAGUUUAUAAUCUGCGAAAUAAUAAUCGAUCAGCAUCACCGGCCAUUUCUGGACUUCCAAAUAUAAAUAAUAGCGAUCAAAUAAUUAACGGUUCAUCAUCAUCAUCAUCAUUAUCAUCGACAACAAUAUCAACAUUGCCAAAAAUGUCAUCAUCUGGACAUCGUAAAUAUAAAAAUGUUGGUUCCGAUGCUCAAGAACUUCGCCGUCGUCGUGAAGAAGAAGGUAUUCAAUUACGUAAACAAAAACGUGAAACAGAAUUAUCUAAACGACGAAAUAUUGUCGAUCAAUCUGUAACAUUGGAUGGCAAUGAUACCGGUAUUACUGAUGAUAUGGUUAGAAAUGUAUCUGUUGAUGAUCUGGAAAAGAAUCUUGAUGCUACACAAAAAUUCCGUAAAAUAUUAUCGAAAGAACCUAAUCCACCAAUUGAAGAGGUUAUUAAAACCGGUAUAGUGCCACGAUUUGUUCAUUUUUUAGAAAACGAAUCACCAGUUCUACAAUUCGAAGCAGCUUGGGCAUUGACCAAUAUUGCAUCUGGUAAUUCUGAACAGACUAAUUGUGUUGUUGAAGCUGGUGCUGUACCCGUAUUGAUUCGAUUGAUAUCAUCAAUUCAUGAAGAUGUUGUUGAACAAGCUGUAUGGGCAUUGGGCAAUAUUGCUGGUGAUUCAUCACGUUGCCGUGAUCUUGUUCUUGGUCAUAACAUCAUGCCACCGUUACUUAAUUUAUUCAGCGAUAAUCUUCGUAUGUCAACCAUGCGUAAUGCUACAUGGACAUUAUCGAAUCUAUGUCGUGGUAAAAAUCCACAUCCAGAAUUUAGUGUUGUCAAACAAUGUAUACCUGUAUUAGCACGAUUGAUAUUCAAUGCCGAUUCCGAUGUACUAGCUGAUGCAUGUUGGACAUUAUCAUUUUUAACUGAUGGUCCUAAUGAAAAGAUUCAAACUGUUAUCGAUUCUGGUGUUUGUCGUCGAGUGGUUGAAUUAUUAUCCAAUACAUCAUCGAAUAUUAUUGCAGCUGCAUUACGCGUUGUCGGUAAUAUUGUUACUGGCUAUGAUGCACAAACACAAGUUAUAAUUAAUGCCAAUGCAUUACCGGCAUUGUUUCAACUAUUAUCUAAUCAAAAAGAUACAAUCGUUAAAGAAGCAUGUUGGACCAUAUCGAAUAUAACCGCCGGUAAUCAAGAACAGAUUCAAGCCGUAAUCAAUGCCAAUAUAAUACCUGCUUUGUGUGAAUUGUUGAAACAUCGUGAUUAUAAAGUACGAAAAGAAGUUGUAUGGGCAAUUACAAAUGCAACUACAGGUGGUUCUACUGAACAGAUUCUUUACAUAUUUGAAGCCGGUGGUGUACGGGCUCUUUGUGAAUUUUUAGAUGUUCACGAUUCUAGAAUGGUAACGGUAGCAUUGAAUGGUAUUGAAAAUAUGUUAAAAGCUGGUGAAACUGUUAAAGAUAAUUCUCUUGGUAAUAAUCCUGUUGCCAUGACUAUCGAACAAUGUGGUGGUCUUGAUAAAAUUGAAUUUUUACAAUCACAUGAAAAUGUUGAAAUUUAUCAAAAAGUCUAUGAAAUUAUUGAAAAAUAUUUUGGCGCCGAUGAUGAAAUCGCUGCACCAAUACAACCAUCUAUGGAAGGUGAUGAAUAUCAAUUCGGUCUAUCGUAUGAAGAUCAAAUUGAAGCAGCAUUUGGCUGGCAAGAUGCUGCCCGACAACAAGAGCUGCAGCAGCAACAACAACAACAACAAAAGGAUUCACCAUUUAAUCAUUAAAUUAUUGAAAAAAAACGAAAAUUCUCUUCACUUAAAAACAUGUGCGUUUGUUGUCGUCAUUGUAACUCAUGUGUGUGUUUUGUGGUGGCCAUGUUAGAAUUUUUUUUGUCUAAAUUCUAAUGAUCUAACUAAAUUAUCUCGAAAAAAAUAAUUAGUUUGCACAAAAAAAAUUCAUAAUUAUAAUAAUAGAAUGAGUGUGUGUGAGGGUAUGAAAUAUGAGUGUGUGUGUGUGUGUGAGAGAGAGAGAGAGAGAGAGAGAGAGAGAGUGAUUAUCAUCAUCAAGCGAUUCAUUAAAUUUUUUUUUCAUCAAGAAUUCAUGAUAAAAUGUGUGUAUGUGUCUGCGUGUGAAAGAGAGUUGUAUGAGAGUUGAAUCCAUCAGUCCAAUCAAAUACACACACACACACACAACAAUUGAAAACAACCUACAAACACACAUUUACAUCAAUCAAUCAUCAACAUCAACAACAUCAAAAAACUAACAAUUCAAACAUACUCUCCCUAUAUACACAUAAGAACAGAUACUCAUUUUUCAAAUGAAAUGAAAACAACAACAACAACAACCGAAUUAUAAAAUACACAUGAUGAUGACGAUGAUGAUGAUAAAUAAUUAGAAACAGCAGCAGCAGCAAUUACAGCUGAACGUGGAUGAAAUUGGUGGAGAAAAAAAUGCCAGAACAGAAACAACCAGAAAGGUAUAGCCCAAUGAUGAUGAACCAAAAAAAAUCGAAUGAUGAAUUUUGUCUGCUCGAAUUAUGAAUUUUUCUCCUUUUUUUCAUCAUCAUCAUCAUCAUUCAUUCAUUAUGGAAAUCAACCGAUUAUUGUGAUCAAUCAUCACUUGAUUUAUAUAAAUUGUAUAAAUGGAAAUCGAUCGGAAUGAAAAAUUUCGAUGUUAAACAACAACAAAAAAAUGACAAAUUUUUUUUCUUACUCAAAUUCUACAUAUGUGAGAUUCCAUUACCACCACCACCACCCAGAAAACUCCUACUACCUACAAUCUUGUUGUUAAAUACAUCAUCAACACACACAGACAAACACAAACAAAAAUAUUGCCAAAAUAACAUUGAAACAACAAACUAAAUUCACAUUUUGAGUGGGUGUUUACAUGUUUAUGGAGUGGGAGUGUGUGUGUGUGUGUGUUCAUCA